Messenger RNA from Temnothorax curvispinosus, 2762 nucleotides. RefSeq names its product protein claret segregational-like. The record is from RefSeq and is a predicted model, not a curated record. The coding region runs from base 513 to 2072 and encodes 519 amino acids. Gene Ontology annotation, molecular function: microtubule motor activity; microtubule binding; ATP binding. Gene Ontology annotation, biological process: microtubule-based movement. The transcript has 6 exons. Lineage: Eukaryota; Metazoa; Arthropoda; Insecta; Hymenoptera; Formicidae.
CUAAAUAUAAAAUAAUAAAAAAUAAAAAUGAUUAAAUCUGAGAUUUCUUCUAUUUUCCGAAAAUUUCUUAUUUUGAGACUACUACGAUUUUGUAUUCAGAUCCUUUAUUCUUGCGAUGAUAAGCUAUUGAUACGGAAUCUAGUUACAAAAAUCGAUCGCCUGCAUUUUCUGACUUUUGAAUAAUUCAGAAGUAGGCUGCGUAGGCAUCGUCCAAUACAUGAUAUUUGAUGAGAAGAAGGGAUAAAACUAGACAGCCGCUUUUAGCAUUUAAAGUGCGCCAUAAACGCGGGCUUAAGGGGGUCGUCUAGUCAAGAGGCUGUUUUUUUUUUGGGAAUUUUUUGUAAGGAAUCAUAAGAAUACACUUUUUUUGAAACUUUUACAUCAUAUUUAUUGAUAUUUGAAGAGUAUUUAGAAAUUUUUCCAAGUUGAUAUAUGGUCAAGAAUCCGCUGUAGAGCGCCCCGACGACAGCUGUGUAAAAAAAACGCAUAAAAUUGUGCAUAGUUGCCACAACAUGCCUUACAGAAGCGACAUGUGUAGAUGUAUACGAAACAACUGUUUUACUAACAAACGUUGUAAAUGUAAAAGAGACGAAAAAAACAAAAAAACAUGCACAGUUUAUUGUAAGUGCCGCAAGGGUGGGAGAGAGUGCAUUGAUCCAGCAUCUGUGGCAUCGACCAGCACUGCUUCAACUUCGACUUCGAAUAUUCGGCCCCUGACGGUGGAAUGCCUAACUCUAGAAUCAGAAUCAGAAUCAGAAGAAGAAGAACUUGAAGUUGUUGAAACAAUAAUAAAUCCGUGGCAAGAAAAAUCAAAAAAAUUGGAAAACGAGAAGGUGAAGGAAAUGGAAAAUAAAAUCGAUGCCUUGGAAAAACAAUUACAACAAGUACAGAAAGAAGCAGAAGAUAAAAUCGAUGCCUUGGAAAAACAAUUACAACAAGCACAGAAAGAAGCAGAAGAAUGGAAAAUUUUGGCUUAUAAGAAGAUAAACGAAUGCAGGAUAUUGCGUAAUGCAAAUCAUGAAUUAACAGGAAAGAUACAAGUUUUUUGUCGAAUCCGACCACGAACGUCAAAAGAAAUGCUCCAGCAGAAAGCGUUGUGUAAUAUAAACUUCAUUGACAAUUGUACUAUUGAAGUAGAUAAAUCGGAUGGAUCAGAUGCAAUGAGCUGCAGUGGAAAGCAACAAAGAACAAAACAAUUUUCAUUUGAUAAAGUAUUUGCUUCCAAUGCUUCGCAAGCAGAUAUUUUUCUAGAAUUGUCGCUUUUGAUAGAAUCAUCGCUUGAAGGAUAUAAUGUUUGCAUAUUUGCUUAUGGUCAAGCCGGUUCUGGCAAGACAUAUACUAUGGAAGGAGAACGUGAACCACAGACUGAAGGCAUUAUACCUAGAACAGUACGCCAUAUAUUUAGAGUCAUACAAGAACGACAACUAAUGUCGACAACUACAUACAAAAUUAAAGCUAGUUUUUUGGAAAUUUAUAAUGAGGAGCUUUAUGAUCUUCUCGAAACAACACCAAAAAAAAUUGAAAUUAAAUAUGAUUGUGCAAAACCCAUAAUAAAUCAACAAGAUUUAGAAAAAUAUCUACAACAUGCACGUCAUAACAGACGCGUGGCAUCCACUGCAUCAAAUGAACGAUCAUCCAGAUCUCAUUUAGUAGUAAGAAUAACUGUAAGUGCGUCUACAAAAGAAGGAGUGUUACCAACAGGAAAUCUGGAUUUCGUCGACUUAGCCGGAUCGGAAACGUAUUCCGAAAGAAGCCCUCGGGCUCAACAAAAGGAAACAACAAAAAUUAAUUGCUCGCUAAGUGCAUUAACUCGAGUAAUACGCAGCAUUUCAAACAACGAUUUGUAUAUACCUUAUAGGGAUUCUAUAUUGACCUACCUGCUUAAGUCUUCUCUAGGAGGCAAGUCAAAAACUUUGAUGUUAGUAAAUAUAUCUCCAUUAAAAGAACAUCUUAAAACAUCUCUGCAAUCGUUGCAAUUUGCCAGUGAAGCAAAAGAAUGCAAAACUGGUGGUUUACGAAGCCCGCGGUUAAACGCCAGUAGGGCCAAUAGUCCCUAUUCUAGGGAGAAUUAAAACAAUAAAGUUUCUCUCACAGUUUCUCUCUCUCCUUCUCUCCCUCUCUCUUUCCCCUUUCCCUCUCUCUUCUCAUCAGAACUUUUUGCCGUGCGGCACACACACACACAUAUUCUGAGAGCCGUCUUACGGCACACGUUCGCCGGGCAGAACGCAUCACGGAAUCACCUUUGCCGUCUUGCUCAACCGGGAGUGUGCACGUCUCCUACUGCUUUUUCCUGCCUGCUCUAUCGCUUGCUCUCCACCGUUUUGCUUGCUUGCACGAGUUUUGCCAUCGCAUGCCGACACGGUGAGUCGCUUCGCUUAAUAUUUUUCAACAAUUAAAUGGUUCUUAAAAUUGCAAAGUAUUUUAUUUUUCAACAAUUAAAUGGUUCUUAAAAUUGCAAAGUAUUUUGACGAGAUAUAAAAACUCCCUCUCCCCCCUCUCUCUCUCUCUCUCUCUCUUUCUCUCACUUAAAAUAUUUUUUCCAGGGAAUUCGGCAAUUAACGAUUAACUCGUGCAGUAGCUAAUUAAAAAAUUAUUUCAAUGCAAUACAAAUACUUAGUCCUGAAACGGCUAACGAGAUGUAUGAUUGUGAUCUAAUUAUUUUUUUCAGCAAACACCGCAAGUGACUGGCCGCGAGUACCCGCGGCUGCUAUUUGUCCCCAAUGCUCGACGCUUAUUAUCACUGUCGUGGUGGUGCGUCGAUC